Messenger RNA from Cuscuta campestris, 1685 nucleotides. Lineage: Eukaryota; Viridiplantae; Streptophyta; Magnoliopsida; Solanales; Convolvulaceae. The record is from the annotation of a GenBank genome assembly.
AAGCACAUCCUCCACAAUACAAAAAAAUGGGGGGAGCAAAGGUGGCUGUUCUGGUGCUUCUGGCGGUGUUGUCAGUUUCACCGGCGGCAGGAAGAAUGUGGAAAACCACCGGCCGGCGAGUUUUUUCUUCCUCCUCUUCUUCUUCUGGGUCUUCUAUUGUCUUCCCACUGCUAGGCAAUGUUCAUCCCAAAGGCUAUUAUUAUGCUCAAGUCUAUAUAGGGAAGCCACCAAAGCCCUAUUUUCUUGAUCCCGACACUGGCAGUGAUCUCACCUGGCUUCAGUGUGAUGUUCCCUGCAGUAAUUGCUUGGAGGCACCUCACCCGCUAUAUAAGCCCAAUAAAGACUUGCUAGUGAGUGCAGAGGACCCUCUUUGCUAUUCAUGGCAGUCAAGUGAACAAAAAAAUGAGCUACCGAAACAAUGUGACUAUGAAAUUGAGUAUGCAGAUGGCGCUUCUUCCCUCGGAAUCCUCCUUAGAGAUGCUUUUUCCCUUAAUCUCACCAACGGGAAUAGGUCUGAACGCCCUCUAGCCUUAGGAUGUGGGUAUGACCAGGAAGCUGGUCACUCUUACCAUCCUGUAGAUGGAGUACUUGGGCUUGGGAAAGGACCCACCAGCAUUUUGUCACAGCUUAAAAAAAUGGGUGUGCUGCGUAAUGUUGUUGGCCAUUGCUUGAGUGGGAAAGGAGGAGGAUUUCUCUUCUUUGGAGAUCAAGCCUAUGAUGCUUCAACUUCACAUGUAGUUUGGACUCCAAUGUUGCAUGACCUCAAGAAGCACUACUCACCUGGACCUGCAGAGCUGUUUUUUGAUGGUACUCGUACAAAUGUUAAGAAUCUUCAUGUAACCUUUGACAGUGGGAGUUCUUUUAGCUAUCUACAUUCUCACCCAUACCAAACUUUAAUUUCUUUGCUGGAGAAAGGACUAAGUGGGAAGCCCCUGAGCAGAGUAGAUGACGACAAUACCCUCCCACUAUGCUGGAAGCAGGGAAAUAAUAAGCCUUUCAAAAGUUUGCAGGAUGUCAAACAAUACUUCAAACCUUUUUCACUUGGCUUUGCCAAUCCUUGGUGGCAUUUGUGGAAUAAUCCUUAUUCUUAUUUUGAAAUCUCACCAGAAUCAUAUCUUAUCAUCUCUCCUAAAGGCAAUGUCUGUUUGGGGGUGCUAAACGGUACCGAACAAGGUGUAGGCGAUACUAAUAUAAUCGGAGAUAUAUCAAUGCAAGAUAAAAUGGUGAUUUAUGACAACGAAAAGAAUUCAAUAGGAUGGAUCCCGGCGAAUUGUGCUUAUCCGCCAAAUUUGAGACUUUGAUCCUAUUCGUCCACUACAAGUGCAACAUUAUGUAUUUACUUAUUCACUAAUGCUAAAAAAAAUUGAAUUCUGCCAAUGUGUAAGAUUACAACUCAAUUUACCUCCAAUGUCCGGCUAGUUUCAAGGACGUCCCUUCUCAGAUGAGGUUCAUACUAUUUUAUUAAAUACCCCAAAGCUUACUUUAUACAGAAUGUACAUCUUCAACUUGUGUACUUUUGUUUCACUAUGUACACAAUAUCAUUAUAAAUUAAACAACAAACAUCUAUUUGUAACAAUGAUCUUUUCAAGUCCCUAACAACGACACUAGCUAAAAUCUUGUGAUUUAUUUUAAAUUACUUAUAAGUGCAUGAACCGUAACAGGGAAAAUACAGGUUGAGGUCAAUC